This is a messenger RNA of Ictalurus furcatus (blue catfish), 1339 nucleotides long. RefSeq names its product neurexophilin-1. The transcript is spliced from 2 exons. Gene Ontology annotation, molecular function: signaling receptor binding. The record is from RefSeq and is a predicted model, not a curated record. The coding region runs from base 1 to 849 and encodes 282 amino acids. NCBI's taxonomy places the organism in Eukaryota, Metazoa, Chordata, Actinopteri, Siluriformes, Ictaluridae.
AUGCGCACCGAGCACAGCUUCGUUUUGCUGCUCCUCAACGGGACGGCGUGCCUGUUGGUUUUGGCACAGGAAGAUCACCACUCCUCCUCUUCGCUGAUUCCUAAGUCCUCCUCUCUUGCAGAACCCUCUAAGACUCUGAGUGUUCUGGGCGGUCAGGGCUCUGUCUCCCCCCUCAGCCGCUGGGUGCUGCACAGCCGCAGUCGAGCAACCAAUGCUUCAGCGAUAGAGCUACCCUACCGCUCACCUGUACCCUUCUCCAAGCAAGAAUUCUGGGAGAUGCUGGGCAGUGACCUCCUCAAGCCUGACACCAGCUCUGACGAUGAUGCCUCAGCGAGCUCUCGUGUCAAGCGCCGUCCCAUCGUCAAGACAGGCAAGUUUAAGAAGAUGUUUGGCUGGGGCGACUUCUACUCCAACAUCAAGACAGUGCGUCUCAACCUGCUCAUCACUGGCAAGAUUGUGGACCACGGUAAUGGGACAUUCAGUGUCUACUUCCGCCACAAUUCCACAGGCCAGGGCAACAUCUCAGUCAGUCUGGUACCACCUGUAAAGGCAGUGGAAUUCGACUUGGAGCGCCAGAGCGUGGUGUACCCAAAGGACUCCAAGAUCUUUAACUGCCGCGUGGACUACGAGAAGGUGGACCGCAGCAAGCGCACCUCGCUGUGCAAUUAUGACCCAUCCAAGACCUGCUUCCAGGAGCAGACCCAGAGCCAUGUGUCCUGGAUCUGCUCCAAGCCCUUCAAGGUCAUCUGCAUCUACAUCUCCUUCUACAGCACAGACUACCGGCUAGUGCAGAAGGUCUGUCCGGACUACAACUACCACAAUGAGAUGCCCUACCUUCCCUCUGGAUAGAAGGGAAUGGGUAAAGGGGGCAGAAAGACGGGGAUGGGAUUUGAGAAGAAGUGAGAAACAGUACAACCAAGGAGGAAGGGAUGAGGAGAAAAGAGCAUGAAAGUAUGAUGAGGUUGGAAGUAUUGAUGUGGGAGGUGUGGGUAUAUUUUAAGUUAUAGAAAAGUUCUCUUCAGGGUAUAUACGGGACCUUUUAGGGAAUCGUACCUGUUCUGAAAAGACCCCUUUGCAAACAGAGCAUUUUUCCAUGGGAUUGUGUUUGAUCAUCUGUAAUAUUCCUAAGGUGAAUGUAAGGCAUUUUGCUCCUGUGAUAAAUGUCUUUAAAGAAACUCUCAAAAAAUCCUGACGAAUGUGACUGCAAAGCUCAACAUAUGCAAAUCAAGCUCUCUAGAGCAGGAAUGCGGGUGAGAGAGCAUCCUAACAUCGUAACAUGAGGCUUUGGUGACAGGCAACCCCCACCGGUGUGCUUUUUAUGCAUCAUCGGGCCUACAUC